Molecule: messenger RNA, 1760 nt
Organism: Anguilla rostrata (American eel)
Lineage: Eukaryota; Metazoa; Chordata; Actinopteri; Anguilliformes; Anguillidae
Product: tubulin beta-3 chain
Exons: 4
Coding region: 122-1474 (450 amino acids)
Biological process (GO): mitotic cell cycle; microtubule cytoskeleton organization
Cellular component (GO): cytoplasm; microtubule
Molecular function (GO): structural constituent of cytoskeleton; GTPase activity; GTP binding
Source: RefSeq, a predicted model, not a curated record
CUGCAGUGGCGACUUGGUAUAAAACCCUCAGUUAGAACCGGCAGAGCCUUCUGUAGACGGCUUGGGUCGGACCUACAUUUCUCACUCACGCUCGCAAGACACACGCCACACAAAGGGAAGAAUGCGAGAAAUCGUUCAUAUUCAAGCUGGCCAAUGUGGCAAUCAAAUUGGAGCAAAGUUCUGGGAAGUGAUCAGUGAUGAACACGGCAUCGACCCCACCGGAAACUACGUAGGAGACUCUGACCUGCAGCUGGAGAGGAUCAGCGUCUAUUACAACGAGGCGUCCUCCUCCAAGUAUGUGCCCAGAGCCAUCUUGGUGGACCUGGAGCCUGGGACCAUGGACAGUGUUCGCUCUGGAGCCUUUGGCCAUCUGUUCAGACCAGACAACUUCAUCUUUGGCCAGAGUGGAGCAGGGAACAACUGGGCCAAGGGCCACUACACAGAAGGGGCGGAGCUGGUGGACUCUGUACUGGACGUGGUGAGGAAGGAGUGUGAGAACUGUGACUGCCUGCAGGGCUUCCAGCUCACCCACUCCCUGGGCGGGGGCACCGGCUCUGGCAUGGGCACCCUGCUCAUCAGCAAAGUGCGAGAGGAGUACCCCGACCGCAUCAUGAACACCUUCAGCGUGGUGCCUUCCCCGAAGGUGUCCGACACGGUGGUGGAGCCUUACAAUGCCACCCUGUCCAUCCACCAGCUGGUGGAAAACACAGAUGAGACCUACUGCAUCGACAAUGAGGCGCUCUACGACAUCUGCUUCCGCACCCUCAAGCUGGCCACGCCCACUUACGGGGACUUGAACCACCUGGUGUCGGCCACCAUGAGCGGUGUGACCACCUCCCUCAGGUUCCCUGGGCAACUCAACGCCGACCUGCGCAAGCUGGCCGUCAACAUGGUGCCCUUCCCCCGCCUGCACUUCUUCAUGCCAGGCUUCGCCCCCCUUACAGCCCGCGGGAGCCAGCAGUACCGCGCCCUCACAGUGCCCGAGCUCACCCAGCAGAUGUUCGACGCCAAGAACAUGAUGGCCGCCUGCGACCCCCGCCACGGCCGGUACCUCACCGUGGCAACAGUCUUCAGGGGACGCAUGUCCAUGAAGGAGGUGGACGAGCAGAUGCUGGCCAUCCAGAGCAAGAACAGCAGCUACUUUGUGGAAUGGAUCCCCAACAACGUGAAGGUGGCCGUGUGCGACAUCCCUCCCCGCGGGCUCAAGAUGUCCGCCACCUUCAUCGGCAACAGCACGGCCAUCCAGGAGCUCUUCAAGCGCAUCUCGGAGCAGUUCACCGCCAUGUUCCGCCGCAAGGCCUUCCUGCACUGGUACACGGGCGAGGGCAUGGACGAGAUGGAGUUCACCGAGGCCGAGAGCAACAUGAACGACCUGGUGUCCGAGUACCAGCAGUACCAGGACGCCACCGCCGAGGAGGAAGGGGAGAUGUACGAAGACGACGAUGAGGAGUCGGAGAUCCAGGGCCAAAAGUGAACAUUCCAGAAGUAAAUUACUCUCGAACCGUCCAAGUGUUCAGAAACCUCUCUGUGUUCUCCAUGCAGACCAAAAUGGGUCUCUUUGCCUCUCCUAGCUGCCCUAGGAUUCUACCUCCCUUUCAGUGUUAGUUUUUCUCUGCUAACUGUUUAGCGCCAGUUCCUAGUUCACUGACUGUAUCAUUGCUUUUACUGGUAAUACCUGACCUGCAGAAAAAACGUUUGCCAGUUCUAUACAACUGACUAUUCAGUUUAAUUGUGCAAAAAUAAAGUAGUUUCAAAACUGA